AUUGAGCACACUGUUUCUGUUUCCUCAAAGGCCAGACGACUAGCUGUGACAUCAAUGCCAGCUAGCUAGCUAGCAAGCAGUGCAUACAGUGUGCCGACGGACUAGGCUGCGCUGCUUAGAGAUGGCGUCCCUUCUGCAGCCAGAUAGAGUUGUCUAUCUGGUUCGUGGAGAGAAAAGGAUUAGAGCCCCUUUAUCUCAACUUUAUUUCUGUCGCUACUGUAGUGAGCUACGGUCUCUGGAAUGUGUGUCUCACGAGGUGGACUCCCACUAUUGUCCAAGCUGUCUGGAGAACAUGCCAUCUGCAGAGGCUAAGCUUAAAAAGAACAGGUGUGCAAAUUGUUUUGACUGCCCAAGUUGCAUGCACACGCUGUCUACGCGAGCCACAAACAUCCCAGCUCCUCUGCCUGAUGAUCCUACCAAGACGGCCAUGAAAAAGGCCUACUACCUGGCCUGUGGCUUCUGUCGCUGGACCUCCAGGGACGUGGGAAUGGCUGACAAAUCAGUUGCCAGUGGUGGAUGGCAGGAGCCAGAGAACCCUCAUACUCAACGGAUCAACAAACUGAUCGAGUAUUACCAGCAGCUGGCCCACAGAGAGAAGCAGGAGAGAGAUAGGAAGAAGCUGGCCAGGAGACGACAGUGCAUGCCUCUGGCGUUCUCGCAACACACUAUACAUGUGGUGGAAAAAUAUGGCCUUGGAACCAGACUGCAGAGGCAGAGACCUGGAGCUCCCAUAUCAAGCCUGUCUGGCCUGUCCCUUAAAGAGGGCGAGGACCAGAAGGAGAUCACCAUCGAACCUGCCCAGGCCCUUGAUGAAGUGGAACCCCUGCCUGAAGACUGUUAUACCAGGCCCAUCAGCCUACCGGAGGUGACCACGCUGCGGCAGCGGCUUCUGCAGCCAGACUUCCAGCCGGCAGUGGCGUCUCAGCUCCACCCCAGACACAAACACCUCCUGAUGAAGCGCUCCCUGCGCUGCAGGAAAUGUGAGCACAACUUGAGCAAACCAGAGUUUAAUCCUACUUCAAUCAAGUUUAAAAUCCAGCUGGUGGCUGUGAGCUACAUCCCUGAAGUGAGAAUUAUGUCCAUUCCAAAUCUCCGGAACCUGAAGGUCAGUGUGUGUACUGGUUCCGACAUGGUUAUGGUACCCAGCAAAGAACUGGUCUUGGCAGGAAAGGAUGCUGCUGCUGAGUACGAUGAACUGGCUGAACCUCAGGACUUCCAGGAUGACCCUGAUGUUGUUGCCUUCAGAAAAUCCAACAAGAUUGGUUUCUUCAUCAAAGUGAUCCCUCAGAAAGAAGAGGAUGCGGACGUCACCGUUUCAUUCAAGAUCCGACACGACUUCCGCAACCUCGCAGCUCCCGUCAGGCCGAGCGAGGAGGGAGCCGAAACCCCCGCCGAGGCCGUUUGGCUCACGCACCACGUAGAGCUGAGGCUGGGACCACUCGCUCCCUGAACAUGAAUACUUAGUUUACUAUCAAACAGUCCUACUGUUAAGUUCUUUUAACUAAUUUCUGUAAACCUGUGGGAUGUAUUUAAUUUACAAAGAUGAUUGCUGAUUCUGCUCAUUGAUAUGUAAGAACUAUUUAUGCUCUGCUUGACACACAGUUGUUUUAGCUCAAGCUGCGUCACCAGAUACAUUGUAGAACAUGCCGUGUUACAUAAACUACAUAAAACCAUGACUGACUGCAGACUUAAGUGCAUCCCGUUUUUAAUUUACUUACAUUUUUAUUUAUUUUUUUGUUAGCCAAAAACAUGGCAAUAAAUAGUGUUUCACAACAACAUCCUUCUCCUCGGCUUUAACCCUAUAGCAUCUAUUGGUUGAAAGUACUUUUAGUGUGCGUUGCCUACAGGAAACAGAACUUUAUUAUACAUAAAAUGACGUGUUAAAACAUGUUAGGUUUUCCACUGAUGUGCUUAUUUGCUUGUUGUGCUACAUACAGUAUUUUCUUAAAUGGCAAAGCAACGACAAAGUAUGUUUUGUCUUUUUCAAAGUAUUAGCUGUGGAUUUUUGGAGUGAAAUAUUAGUCUUUAUAGAAAGUACUUGUAGAAAAUAGCAGUUUAUGUUCAAAGAUGAGAGGUUAUAUGUUAAUAUAACAGCGUUGAGGUUAUAGAAAUGGUAGACAAUAAAUGAGCAGAAUCAGAAAUCAUAAUUGAGAACAAUCCAAACAAUCCCGGACCGUGCAGCACACACUGCGAUUUCAGCUUAUGUAUCCUUGGCAACAUUCUUUUCUGCAGACAGUAAUAUCGUAUUAACUCGCAUGCUUCAACUAUAGUAAAUAUCGCACUCGUUAGACAAGUUAUCACAGUUCCUGAUCCUGAACAGAAAGGUUCUUUGGUUGAAGGUGAGACCUGCCCAUACUUCAAAGUCAAACGGUAACCAUCACUAGCACUACGGAGGGGAUGAAUACGAAGCACUGUUAAAUACAUGAAGUACAACUUGUUCAUUAUUUAAAUGUAUUUAGACACUAUCAUUUUUUUUUUUUUCUUUCCUGAUUUUAAAAAUGUAUCCUCCUGGUUUGUAGAACUCGCUGACCUCUGUUGCAGUGUAUAUCGUAAGCUGCUGUAAUUUUUGGUCUCAAGUGUGUUAGCCAAGCAUAGCUUCACAACACAGUCAAUCUUAAUACUGUACCGGCUAAUAAAAUAAUGUGAUACUGUAAAAGA
Messenger RNA from Etheostoma spectabile (orangethroat darter), 2658 nucleotides. It is a transcript of the gene dctn4, whose product is annotated as dynactin 4. The coding region runs from base 122 to 1450 and encodes 442 amino acids. The transcript has 13 exons. Gene Ontology annotation, cellular component: dynactin complex. The record is from RefSeq and is a predicted model, not a curated record. NCBI's taxonomy places the organism in Eukaryota, Metazoa, Chordata, Actinopteri, Perciformes, Percidae.